UUGUGGUAUAAAUAGACGGCGAUUUCCUCACAAGGAAACAGAAGCAGCGGUUUAGAGAAGUCUCCGUUCGUGUGAUACAGAACUACACAACUCUACAAUGUCUUCUAUUUUAUUGACGGCUCUGUUGUUUGUAAAUAUCAUGUUCACCUGUGGACUUGACAUUUCAUUGGAAAGAGAAUACUAUAUAGAGGGUAGAGAAUUAUUUUGUGCCAAGUUACAUUGUGUGCAGAACACAAGAGAAGAUAAUGAAAUCUCAGCUCUUGUCAACAUGUCAGUCUAUAGGAUCAGUGAUUUAGAGGGGGAGAUUAUGUUGGCGUCUGUAUCAGAAUCAGAUUCAAGAGUUCGAGAUUAUAAAGUGAAUGGAUCAAAAGCUGAUGGGAAGAGUUCAAAGGUGUUUGGAGAGCUGACUGUGUCUUUUACAAAACCUUCUGAUUGUUUUAGUACAUUGUUUGGAUGUGAUGUGUAUUACACAAAUAAAAGGGGUCACACUGAGAUGAAAGAAAAUAAAACCAAACCUGUUGACCAAGACAAUCGUAAGCCGCUGAUGUUCAUGACCUUAGAGGCUAAAACUCCAGAGUUUGAUAAAACAAUUGAUAGAAUGUCAGAAUUUCUAAAAACAUUUCAUGAUUCUAAUAAGUUUAACAGUGCUGACUUGAAGAUGAAUUUACAGUUUUUAACAAACGGAAAUCUUUCUAAUCAAAUAUAUCAUGGAAAAGAGUUACAUAUAGAACAUAGAGAUGUGAUAUUAGCUAAUGUUACAGAAAUGGUCGAAAAACGACUAAAUAAUACACAUUUUGAUCAAGAUGCUAAAAUAGAGAAAUUAAACAACAAGCUAAACGAUUUGCUUAGGUUAUUAGAUGUAUCAAAUCUUAUCAAAACAGACCAGGAUUUAAUAUUGGCAGUAUCACAGCUUAACAAUACAGACAAGGAUUUAAUGUCUGCUGUAUCAAAGCUAAACAAUACAGACAAGGAUUUAAUGUCUGCUGUAUCAAAGCUAAACAAUUCAGACAAGGAUUUAAUGUCUGCUGUAUCAAAGCUAAACAAUACAGACUCGGAUUUAAUGUCUGCUGUAUCAAAGCUAAACAAUACAGACAAGGAUUUAAUGUCUGCUCUAUCAAAGCUUAACAAUACAGACUCGGAUUUAAUGUCUGCUGUAUCACAGCUUAACAAUACAGACAAGGAUUUUAAAUGGGCUAUGUUUAACUUUAAUAAUACAAACCUCGAGUUAAAAAAGAGUGUGGAAAAUAUUAACAACACAGUUCAAAAGAUUUAUAAAAAAACUUACGAGCAUGGUGAGCUACUCCAAGAGAUGGAUCGCUUAGGGUGUAGACUUUUUCUCCUUCAAGAGUUACAAAUCAGAAAUGGUGUUACACUCGAACCUAAUCGAACUGCAUGUGAUAUGAAGACUGACGGUGGUGGAUGGAUUAUCAUUCAACGACGUGUGAAAGGUGAUGUGAACUUUACAAGAACUUGGAACGAUUAUAAAAACGGAUUUGGCUCAACUUCUGGAGACUUCUGGAUAGGAAAUGACGUCAUUUAUCAGCUAACUAAAUUAGUUUACAAUGAACUCAGAUUUGAUAUGAAGUAUAAAGGUAAAGACUACUACGCUGAGUACAGAGGUUUUAAGGUAGAAAAUGAAGCAGCAAAGUAUAAGAUGAGCUACACGUCAUUCAGUGGUGGGAAUGUUGAUGACAAGUUUAGUCGUCAUAACGGCAUGAAGUUUACAACCAUUGACUCUGAUAACGAUGUGUGGUCAGGUGGCAACUGUGCUGUGAACUACGGUAGAGGUGGUUGGUGGUAUGAGGAUUGUCACUAUGUUAAAGUCAACGGUGAAUGGGCGAGUCGUGUUUCUAAUAAAGGAAUUCAUUGGAAUAGCAUUACAGGCUAUUCUGACUCUCUAGACUUUGUUGAGAUGAAACUUCGUCAAAUGUAAACAACCUAAAAACGAUGCUAUGUCAAAAUAAUGGAUAUACAGUUAUCAAAAUAUUUAUAUAAUCUUCAGAACCAUAAACAACAUUUCAUAUAUUAAAAGAAAUAGAUGUAAACAUUUAACUAAGGCAAUAUUUUCUUGAUGGUGAGUAUACAUAAGGAGUUUAAAAUUAACGAACAUUAAACCAAACAUUUUAUUUUAAAAAAUGAUUUUAAAAUUUACAACAGAGUUUGUUUUGCUAUUAUGAUGUAAUAAACCCAUGUAUACACUUAUCUAGAAUUGAAAUUCCUCAUAGAUUGACUGUGUGUGUGUUAGCCAUUAAAACAGAAAAAAACCGACUAUGAUGGUGUCAUUUAUUUCUUUCAUAUUCAUAACUAGACUAGUAGUGUAGUUGUCAUCUACCACUAUAUCUUUAAUUAGACAUUCACUCGGAUCGUGUGUAGUUCAACCCUAAUAAAGUGUGUAAUGUUUGUGCACAUUUUUCAAUAAUAUUUUUUUCGCAUUAUUUUUCGAUAGAUAUAUAUGCCAUCCAAAAUCACAUAAAGUAGAUAGUAACUGUUAAUUUGGGAUCUGUAAAGAUUUGUAUUAUAAAUGUGAACAUUAUUCGGUCAUACAGUAGAAUAAAAACAGAUUAUUUAAGUAAAUCCUAUGUUUAAGUAGUUAAUAUUUUAUCUAAUGUAUCUCAUAUCGAGCAUGUUUGUUUAUUUAGAA
Physella acuta is the source of this 2641-nucleotide messenger RNA. Its product is annotated as angiopoietin-4-like. The record is from RefSeq and is a predicted model, not a curated record. Lineage: Eukaryota; Metazoa; Mollusca; Gastropoda; Physidae.